Molecule: messenger RNA, 1465 nt
Organism: Labeo rohita (rohu)
Lineage: Eukaryota; Metazoa; Chordata; Actinopteri; Cypriniformes; Cyprinidae
Gene: rax
Product: retinal homeobox gene 3
Exons: 3
Coding region: 124-1020 (298 amino acids)
Biological process (GO): positive regulation of transcription by RNA polymerase II
Molecular function (GO): DNA-binding transcription factor activity, RNA polymerase II-specific; RNA polymerase II cis-regulatory region sequence-specific DNA binding
Source: RefSeq, a predicted model, not a curated record
GGACCACUACUGGAGAAAGUUGCUUCCUCUGCUGGGACAGCCUGGACUAUUGGAAAUAGAGCGUGUUGCAUAGGAAAACGGAGGAAAUCCUUAGUGUUUUCUUUUACUGAAACGAAAUAUUCGAUGAGGCUUGUUGGAUCUCAGUCCCAAGAUAUGGAAGAGCGUCUCUCCCCAUCUGCGCGCUUGGUUCGCAGUCCUGGAUCCCAAACGAGGAUCCACAGCAUUGAAUCCAUUUUGGGAUUUAAAGGAGAGAAUAUCUUCCACCCGGCGUUUUCUUAUGGAUCCGGGAAGCAGGGCAAAGACGCUGAGCAUUUGUCUUCCCCCAAAAAGGACUCCAGUAAUUCCAAAAACUUUGAAGGUGUCUGUAGAUCUGCCGUCAUGGUCAGUCCGGAUCUACCGGAUGCGGAUGGUGGUAAAUUAUCGGACGAUGAAAAUCCCAAGAAAAAGCACCGGCGAAACCGGACCACGUUCACCACCUUCCAGUUGCACGAACUCGAGAGAGCAUUUGAGAAGUCGCAUUAUCCUGACGUGUACAGCAGAGAGGAGCUGGCGCUCAAGGUCAACCUGCCGGAGGUUCGAGUGCAGGUGUGGUUCCAAAACCGCCGUGCGAAGUGGCGACGUCAAGAGAAGUUGGAGGUGAGCUCCAUCAAGCUGCAGGAGUCCUCCAUGCUGUCCAUCCCCAGAUCGGGUCCACUGUCUCUGGGUAGCGGCCUGCCGUUAGAGCCCUGGCUAACCGGACCGAUCACCUCCUCCAGCUCUCCCCUGCAGUCCCUGCCCAGUUUCAUCACCCCUCAGCAAGGAGUCCCAGCCAGCUACACCCCUCCGCAGUUCCUCAGCUCAUCCACGCUCAACCACCCUCUGCCCCAUAUAGGGGCGGUUUGCCCUCCUCCACCAGCGUAUCAGUGCUCAGGCUUUAUGGAUAAAUUUUCACUAGAAGAGGCAGACCCACGAAACACAAGUAUCGCCUCGCUAAGAAUGAAAGCGAAGGAACACAUCCAGUCUAUAGGGAAGACGUGGUAGACUGACGAUGAUGCUGGACUGAGACACUCAGAGACUUGUUUGCAUCUCCUUUAGCUUUCUAAUCAGACUCUGCUUGAAGAGAAGUGGUCCUGAAAGUGGUUUUCACAUCAUUGUGGAUGACAAUCUUUGUAAACAAAUUCAUUACUGUUUUUUUUUUUUUUGGUUUUUGAGUUCACAUAAUACAAUUUCCUUGGUAAUUCUAACCCUUUAUUGACCAAAAAAAGCAUUCAGAGAGAGAAAUAAAAAUCAUGUUUGCAUUUUAAAUGCAUGCAUUUAAUUUCAUUGAAUCACAUUUGUCCCUUUAAAGUACCAUUCAGUGCUAGGAAAAAGUUUUUGUUCUUUACUGUAUGCAGAUGGUCACUUUCCAUGCCGUUUUGUUGUAUGCUUUCACAUUGUACAGUUGAAUUUUGUAUUUUAUAAUAAAAACAAAUUUCAGAAAAAUAUC